AUGUGGUGUUCGGGUAACUGUUUCAUACCGUCCUUGGUGUCAGGGGCUUUUGCGGCUCGCAAGCUAAAUACUGUUCUCCAUGCUCCAAUAAUUCUUCAGCACCGGAGUAUGAACUGAGUCGCGACCAGGGUGAGGUAUGCGUCGCUGAUGCACGCACUCUGCAUCUCCACUCUGUGAUCGGUGGGAAGGAAAGAUAAUCAGUCUGACAAAAAGAAGAUCGGAAUGAGAGGUUAAAAUCACAGCAUGGAAUCGUAACUCCAGAAUAAUGUCAGAUUCAAGACAAUAUCAGACGACAUAUUCUGCAUCGGAAGGUGUUUUUUUCUGCGAAGAUUGAAGAUCAUCUUUGCCGAGUUGGGGUGACGAUAUCGAAUAGCAGAAUGUUGCCAGCUCAGGAGGCAGCUAAAAUUUAUCACACUAAUUAUGUGAGGAACUCAAGAGCUAUCGGUGUACUGUGGGCUAUUUUCACCAUUUGUUUUGCAAUAGUGAAUGUGGUGUGCUUCAUCCAGCCUUAUUGGAUCGGGGAUGGCGUGGAUACCCCCCAAGCCGGUUACUUCGGGCUCUUUCAUUACUGCAUCGGGAACGGGCUCUCCCGGGAGUUGACCUGUCGCGGUAGCUUCACUGACUUUGCCACCAUUGCGUCCGGGGCUUUCAAAGCCGCCUCUUUCUUCAUCGCCACGUCCAUGGCGCUCAUCAUGGGCUGCAUCGCAUGCUUCGUUCUCUUCUUCUUCUGUAAUACGGCCACCGUCUACAAAAUCUGCGGAUGGGUGCAACUUACAGCUGCUGGCUGUUUGAUCUUGGGCUGCAUGAUCUUUCCAGAUGGCUGGGAUUCAGAUGAAGUAAAACGCAUGUGUGGGGAAAAAACGGACAAGUACACCCUUGGUGCCUGCUCUGUUCGCUGGGCCUACAUUCUGGCAAUUAUUGGAAUCCUAGAUGCUCUCAUCCUUUCAUUUCUGGCAUUCGUCCUAGGCAACAGGCAAGAUGGUUUACUGCCAGAUGACUUCAAAGUGGAUGCCAAAGAUGAUGGAAAUGCUUAAGAAAGUAAGGCAAUUAAAGAUAACUGCUAAUUUUAUCCACACCAAAUAAAAAAGGAAGCUCAACUGAAGAUCUCAACUAUUCCUGCAAACCGACAAAAUAUGGAGUAAAUUGUUACGUUCAAUACCCAAAUUGUGGAUUUGCAAGUGUGCCAUCAACUUGAGUGCCACACGAGAUCAUAUUUACUUUGUUUUGAGUUAAGAGUCUAGAUUUUGCAGAGAAAGUUCCUUCCAGAAGAGAAUGCAUACCUACCUCCUGAGGUUAAUUCUCUAAGAUGAACAGUUGAGCUGUGCUGUGAAUAUUUUGUACAUGCACAGCAACAAAUUCAACAGGCGAAAGUUUGAGAUCUAGGUUUGUUCUCCUUUCCAGUGAUUGGAUUUUGUAUUGUUACAAUUGUCAAUGUUUUAUGUUGUCUUUAUGUAAACAACUCAAUGGCUUCUAAUAUCACAAAGGGAAUAUUUCACAUCACAUGUCAGUAUGUUAUACAAGUUGCGUAUCUUGGUUUGUCACUUAAUAUUUAUGUAACCACACUGAACUCUAAUAUUGGUCUCUGGCGAUUUGUCUUAUUGAUUUUUGCUUUUAAAUAUACCAACUUAGAGAUCAGCCUACCUCAAUGUAUUGUGAAAAUGUGUAUUACUAGACAUCUUAUCGACGUCUUUGGACAAAUAUUGCAGCUUACUCGACUGAUAAAAGAUUAGUGACUGUUCAAGCUAUAACGGGCAAAUGUAUUACAGAAUUUAAACAUUUGUGGUUUUAUUACAAUACACAUUUGCAAUAAUCACCUUAAUUUUCCAGAAUUAAAUUAACUGGUCUUAAUGUAGCAGCCAUAUUUGCACCUCUAAAAACUUUAUCUAAUUAAGCAAAAUGCUACAGUCAAUAGUUAAUUUAAAGGCAAAGUGCAUAUCAGACUAGCAACACUUCAAGAGAUGUUGUUAUAGUAGAUGGUAGACACUAAAAUUUGUGUUUCUAGUGGUUCAUUGGGGAUUAGCACCAAGAAAUAGUCUACAGGCAUCCACGUGAUAGUAUGCAGGAACAGAAAUAUGUAUCAGACAUUUUGUCUAUGAAAAUUGUUCAGCAAUUCAAAAUACCAUAAUGUGCAAACUUCAGUGACAUUUGGAACAGAUGAACCCGUCAAUGUUUGUUGCAUAACAUUUGGGCUGAUUUUAAGCUUAAAUUCAUUUGUGUAUGUGCCAUUUACCUGUAUGCCUUUACAGUGGCAGCUAUAAAAAUUGCUCUUUCGUC
Messenger RNA from Amblyraja radiata (thorny skate), 2274 nucleotides. It is a transcript of the gene lhfpl3, whose product is annotated as LHFPL tetraspan subfamily member 3. Gene Ontology annotation, cellular component: plasma membrane. NCBI's taxonomy places the organism in Eukaryota, Metazoa, Chordata, Chondrichthyes, Rajiformes, Rajidae. The record is from RefSeq and is a predicted model, not a curated record. Bases 378 to 1034 code for a protein of 218 amino acids. The transcript has 4 exons. Gene Ontology annotation, biological process: sensory perception of sound.